Dendrobium catenatum is the source of this 2022-nucleotide messenger RNA. Its product is annotated as exocyst complex component EXO70A1. Gene Ontology annotation, cellular component: exocyst. Gene Ontology annotation, biological process: exocytosis. NCBI's taxonomy places the organism in Eukaryota, Viridiplantae, Streptophyta, Magnoliopsida, Asparagales, Orchidaceae. The transcript has 12 exons. Bases 1 to 1953 code for a protein of 650 amino acids. Gene Ontology annotation, molecular function: phosphatidylinositol-4,5-bisphosphate binding. The record is from RefSeq and is a predicted model, not a curated record.
AUGGGACUUCCUCAAGCCAUUGAAUCCCUAAAUGAGAGGGUGAACUUUUUGAGAGAAUCAUUGCGUAAGAGCCAGACGAUUAAAGAGACAAUGGUUACCAUCAUCGGCUCAUUCGACCACCGUCUCUCCUCACUCGAAGCAGCCAUGCGCCCCACCCAGGUGCGGACGCACGCUAUUAGGAGGGCGCAAGAGAAUAUAGACAAGACAUUGAAAUCUGCGGAUGUUAUAUUGGCUCAAUUUGAUCUCAAGCGCAAGGCCGAGGCAAAGAUCCUGAGAGGUCCAUAUGAGGACCUAGAAAGCUAUUUGGAAGCAAUCUGCCAGUUGAGAAGCAUUGUUCAGUUUUUCAGCUCUUUUAAAGGAUUCAAGGGCCCUGAUGGGGUGCUUAACCAUGCCAAUACGUUGCUCUCAAAGGCCAUUGUGAAGCUUGAUGAUGAAUUUAAGCAGCUCCUAUCUACUUAUAGCAAGCCAGUGGAGCCGGACCGUCUGUUUGAUUGCCUUCCUAGUUCUUUGCGGCCAUCGGCUGGGUUACAUCCUCAGCAGGGCGAGAGAGUGAAGAAUCCUUCAUCUGCCAAUAAUUCUAAUCAAGAAGCCAAUGGCUUAGAUAUUGCCAUAUACAAACCACUGACCCUCAUUCCACCAAGGAUUUUGCCUUUGCUGCAUGACUUGGCACAACAGAUGGUUCAAGCUGGAAAACAAGACCAAUGUCUAAAGUUUUAUUGUGAAGCACGUUCUUCGGCUUUAGAAUCGAGCCUCCGGAAACUUGGAGUGGAAAGGCUCAAUAAAGAUGAUGUGCAGAAGAUGCCGUGGGAGGUUUUAGAAGCCAAAAUUGGAAACUGGAUUCACUAUAUGCGAAUUGCUGUGAAACUCCUAUUUGCUGCAGAGCGAAAAAUUUGUGAACAAAUUUUUGAUGAUAUCAAUGUCAAGAAGGAUCAGUGUUUUGCUGAAGUAACUGCAGAUAGUGUAUUAAUGCUUUUCAGCUUUGGGGAGGCUGUUGCUAAGAGCAAGAGAUCACCAGAGAAGUUGUUUGUGCUUCUAGAUAUGUAUGAAAUAAUGCGUGAGCUUCAGUCGGAGGUUGAAUUAAUAUUUGAAGGGAAAGCUUGUUCUGAGAUGCGGGAUGUGUCUCUUAAUCUUACAAAGCGCUUAGCUUUGACAGCCCAAGAAACUUUUGGUGAUUUUGAGGAGGCAGUUGAAAAAGAUGCCACUAAAACAACAGUGCUUGAUGGAACAGUUCACCCCCUAACUAGCUACGUUAUUAACUACGUGAAGUUCCUAUUUGACUAUCAGUUCACCUUGAAGCAGCUUUUUCAGGAGUUUGAAACAACUGGGACUGAUGAUAAUUCCCAACUUGCAAUCGUAACUAUGAGGAUAAUGCAAGCUCUUCAAAGCAACCUAGAUGGUAAAUCUAAGCAAUAUAGGGAUCCUGCAUUGACUUAUCUAUUCCUAAUGAAUAAUCUCCAUUACAUGGUCAGAUCUGUUCGAAGGUCAGAGGCAAAGGAUUUGUUUGGUGAUGAUUGGGUUCAAAGGCACAGAAGAAUUGUUCAGCAAAAUGCAAAACAAUACAGGCGAGUUGCUUGGGCAAAGAUUUUGCAGACCCUCACAGUUCAAAGCUUGAGUUCUAGUGGUUCAGUUCCUGGUGGAAGUGAUGUGGGCAAUAGCAGUGGAGUUUCAAGGGCAAAUGUAAAGGAGAGGUUCAAGUCCUUCAACAUGCAGUUCGAAGAGCUUCAUCAAAGGCAAUCUCAAUGGACUGUACCUGAUCCAGAACUUCGGGAGUCUCUUAGGCUUGCAGUUGCUGAAGUACUAUUGCCAGCUUACAGAUCUUUUAUAAAACGCUUUGGGCCUCUCAUAGAGAAUGGGAAGAAUCCUCAGAAAUAUAUCAGAUAUACGCCAGAGGAUCUGGAGCGAAUGCUUGCUGAAUUCUUUGAGGGAAAGACGUGGAUUGAACAGAAACGCUGACUGAUGUUCUUUCAGUCCUGACCAAACUAACGAGUUUGCUUAUUCUUCUUAUCACUGUUAUGUAUAUGU